UUCAUUUUACAGUUUGCAACGAAAACGAGCUCUAACCUAACGAACAACUCAAAAUGAUGUUGCUCAAGAAGUUCUCCACCUGUUUGAUGAUAUGUCUGGUUCUAUUGGCAUGCUGUAUGCAGGAAACAGAGGCCACGCGACGCGUGAAUCGCGGACGACGCACACUCACACGCAGAUACUUCACUGGCCUUGCCAUACCUGGCUGGGCAGUAGUCACCUGUGUUGCUGUUGCAGAGCUCCUGCUAGGUGCUGCUCUCUAUUUUGCCAUGUAUAAGAUAAUUCUGGACAAGGAACCAGAGCAGGCAAGCACCUAUACACCGGCACCAACGCACGAUCCGUCAUCUGGUACAGCGCAGCCAGUGCAACCGGCGCAGCCCAUGCAGCCACUACAUCCAGUGCAGCCAGUACCGGUGACACCUUCGCAUGCCACGACUAUUGCCUAAAAAAAUAUCCGGAAGCGCUAAUCGAUAGCUCGUGUCAUUGAGUCAAUUAAAAAACAAACCA
Messenger RNA from Drosophila arizonae, 504 nucleotides. RefSeq names its product membrane protein hoka (gene hoka). The record is from RefSeq and is a predicted model, not a curated record. NCBI's taxonomy places the organism in Eukaryota, Metazoa, Arthropoda, Insecta, Diptera, Drosophilidae.